CACACCUCUUCUCUUUCACUCGCAGCCUUCCUGUAGGUUUGUUUCAUUUGCCCGUUUGGAUAGCUUUUUCUGAGACAGAAACAAAGUGGAAAAGCCGACGGAAAGAGGGCUUUUGAAAGUGGGAGGAGACAGGGAGAUGCACAGGUGGGGCCCAGAUUGGAAAGAGGCAGUUGUUUCAGGAUAAACACAGAAGGGAAGUGAGGUGGAGCGCUGCUGGUUGCCAAGGCUCACUGCUAUUCAGGGACAGGUUGGACUGGUUUCUCCCUCUACAGUUCUGUUUCCCCCGCUCUCUCUCAUUUAUACCAGCAGAUAGAGAGGAGGAAGUCCACAAGAUAAAGGGGCACAUGUAAAAGGGUUCUCUGUACAUUUCAACAUUUGGCCCACAAAGGACUUUCAACAUGCCUGAGGAUGGAGAAUAUUUUGGAAAGAAUGGCGAGCCAAGAAAGUAUGACCCGACCUUUAAGGGCCCGAUCCAGAACAGGGGCUGCACAGAUAUUGUGUGCUGCAUCCUCUUCAUUCUGGCCAUACUGGGUUAUAUUGCAGUGGGAAUACUCGCCUGGUCCCAGGGCGACCCUAGGAAGGUGAUCUAUCCCACAGACAGCCGAGGGCAGUUCUGUGGGCAGGCUGGCACCCCGCUUGAGAAGAAGCCACUGUUGUUCUACUUCAACAUCAUGAAAUGUGCCAGCCCCAUGGUGCUUCUGGAGUUCCAGUGUCCGACCACACAGAUGUGUGUGGAGAAGUGCCCCGAAAAGUUCAUGACAUUAGUCAAAGCCUACAGCAACAAAAAUGACUUUGACUACUAUAAGCAAUUCUGCAAGGAAGGCGUGACCAAUACUAUGGGUAUACCACAAAUCCUCAAGUUAGGUCUCUGUCCUGCAAUGCUGACCCCCAGCAGGCCCUUUACUCGGAGGUGUUUCCCAGCUUUGGGACAGGAAGGAGGGGUGAUAACUGUGGGAAAUAACUCUAAAUUUGAUGAUGGAAACGGAAACAUCAGAGAUGCUAAGGACCUUGUGGACGGAGUAAAGAAUGCCACUUUGGUUAUUGAGGCUCGUCAGGUGGUCAUGAAAAUCUUCGAGGAUUACACGCAGUCCUGGUACUGGAUCCUGAUUGGGUUGGUUAUUGCUAUGCUCACCAGCCUGCUCUUCAUUGUCCUCCUGCGCUUCCUGGCAGGGAUCAUGGUCUGGGUCAUGAUCGUCAUGGUGAUACUGGUUAUAGGAUAUGGUAUCGUCCACUGCUACAUGGAGUAUGCUGCCCUGAAAGGAGAACCAGGCGCUGAUGUGACUCUACAGCAACUGGGCUUCCAGACAGACUUCACAGUCUACCUGCAGAUCAGACAGACCUGGCUAGCCUUCAUGAUCAUCCUGGCCAUUGUGGAGGUCAUCAUCAUCCUACUUCUCAUCUUCCUCAGGAAGAGGAUCUGCAUUGCCAUUGCUCUCAUCAAAGAAGCUAGCAGAGCCAUCGGGCAUGUGAUGUCCUCCCUUUUCUACCCACUGUUCACUUUCCUCCUCCUUGCCAUGGUCAUCGCCUACUGGGCAGUUACUGCUGUCUUCUUGUCUACCUCAAAUGAACCCAUCUACAAAGUUUUCAAUGAGACAGAAUGCGAACACUCAAGAGCAACCUGUGAGCCAGCUAACUACACAUCCAGUCUGAUGAGAAAGCAGUGCCCUGACUCCGAGUGCCUUUUUGCCUUCUACGGUGGAGAGACCGUUUACCACAAAUACCUGAUCGCCCUGCAGUUCUACAACGUCUUCCUCUUCUUCUGGUGUGCCAACUUCGUCACGGCUCUGGGACAGAUGACCCUGGCCGGGGCUUUUGCCUCGUACUACUGGGCCUUCGUCAAACCGGAUGACAUGCCUGCCUUCCCAGUGUUUUCUUCCCUUGGGAGAUCUCUCAGGUACCAUACAGGAACUCUGGCUUUCGGCUCCCUCAUCCUCUCAAUCAUUCAGAUCAUCAGGGUUCUGCUGGAGUAUCUGGACCACAAGCUACAAGGAGCCCAAAAUAAGUGUACCAAGUUCCUGUUGUGCUGUCUGAAGUGCUGCUUCUGGUGUCUGGAGAAAUUUAUCAAGUUCAUAAACAGAAAUGCCUACAUUAUGGUGGCGAUUUAUGGCAAAAACUUUUGCACCUCUGCCAGAGAUGCCUUCUUCCUCCUCAUGAGGAACAUGAUCAGGGUGGCUGUCCUGGACAAAGUGACAGAUUUCCUCUUGUUUUUGGGGAAACUGCUCAUUGUUGGGCUCGUGGGGAUCUUCGCCUUUUUCUUCUUCUCUGGGAGAGUGAAGGCCUUUGAGAAUACAGCUCCCAAUCUCCACUACUACUGGGUACCCAUCAUUACUUUGGUGAUUGGCUCCUACCUCAUUGCCCAUGGAUUCUUCAGUGUGUACGCAAUGUGUGUGGACACGCUUUUCCUCUGUUUCUGUGAAGACCUGGAGCGCAAUGACGGUUCAGCCACAAGGCCUUAUUACAUGUCCUCAACUCUUCAUGAGAUUCUGUGGAAGAACAAGGCUGAGGAACCCUCUUCGUCUGCUGCUCGGCAACAGGACGAUGAAGACAUCCGUUUGAAACAACAGCAGGCUCAGGAGGAGGACGCAGCUUAGAGAAGAGGAGUUUUGUGGGCAAAAACACCUUUUUACGCGUCAUCAGAUUUUUCACUGAAUUACUGGGAUAACAAAAUCUAUGCUACGCUUUUUUUAACUGUUAUAGUUAAAGACUGACGGGAGCUGGUACUUUUUGUCCAUUGGAAAAAUCUCUUUUGCACCUAACUCACAUGUCUCAGAGGCAGAUUGUAGUACAGCUACAGAGCACUAUGCCUUUAACAGUGGUUGCUCAUUGUUCAGUUCAGUUUCCCAUUGGACCGAAAAGUCCAUUUCUCCAACAGCCCAUUAUCCUAAAGAAAAGCCCACUGCUACAAAGGUCUGUUGUUCCCAAAAUACACACUCUCCCUGGAGCUUUUUGCCUUUUUUAAUAUCUUCAGUUAACGUCAGGUGAACUUUGUCAGGUCACCUUCUUCAUCAUGGUAACAAUAAACAAUAAAAACAUGGUUGAUGUUUUUUUGUUAAUGUUGAAAUGGUCGCAGUUUGGUUAGCUUUGGGCAACAGAACUGGUUGGUAAGGUUUAGGAAAAGAUGUUUGUUUGGAUUAAAAUAAAUACGUUAGUUGCAUCAGUUAAGUUGGUUUUGUACGUGAUGUAAGUUAAAUGUGUUACGUAAGGUACACUAGGCUGGUAUUUCCAGAGCAAUCAGCAUUUGUUUGCAGGAUAACAGACUGCCGGACAAAUGGGCUUUCGGUCCAAUGGGACAUUUUCCGGACUUGGAUUGGGUAAUAAUGUGUCGUCGGAACAAUGGCAUGUGUCUUUUAUUGCCAGUUGAGUGUGUCGAUAAUGCAAAAGGAAAUAUGCAUCAAAGAAACAUGGAAAUAAGAUCUUAAAGCUUUCUUUUCUUAAUUGACCAUUUACUAAACCCCUCCUCUAAAAACUGAUUGUCCAAUCAUAGCUUAGCAACUGUAACUAAGCACAGCAAGUCUUUAAAGCUUUGUAUUUCUCUAUGUGUAGGAGCUGCAAUAAGAGUUUGGAAGGCUGUAAAGCUGGAAACAUUGAAAGGUCAACCAGAGACAGCGCGGAUCUAAUGUUAAUUAGCUAGAUAGCUACACCUGAUGGACUCUUCCAGCAACAAUUAUUUCGGAAUGGAAAAAAUCAGCAUUCACUGGCUAUACAUGAGACGUCUGCUUUUGUCAACCUGUCUGAAAUCAAGGAUCCAUUGUUUCAGAAAUGAUAAAGUAUUUAGAGUGGUGAAUGCACCAUUAUCAGAUAUGUGCUGUGCAAGAACAGAAAUCUAGCAACAGUAAAAGAGGGGAUUAGUGAACAAACAGUCAGUGGAAAAUAAAGCAUGCAUCUGGGAAUGAGGGCUUUAAAAUGCGCACAUUUUAAUAUUGUAGAUGGGUAAUUUGCAUGAUUUAUGAAAUGGCAGUCUCUCAUUGGAGAUGAAACAAUUUUAAUUCAUUUAGAAAGUUUCUCUUGUUAACAGACAGGUCUUUUUCUCAGUUUUAAUGAAAUGUCUGUAGUUUGUUUAUGGUUCUUUUGAACAUGCUGGAAAACUAAACUGUAUAAAUGGCUUCCGCUGAGGUGAACUGACAUUUCUAAACCCUGUUUUGGACUUUUAAUAGUUCCUCCCACUGCCACUGGCCAAUAGAAACUUGAAGCCAUUCAUGUGCCUAAUUUACAGUGUUAAUGUCGGUCUAUUUGCACCUCUUUGACCUAAACUUCUACCUAAUUGUUUACAGUUUAUGCAAUCAGAAUCACAUGAUCAUCCGUGCUCUUCCUUUAGUAAGGUGCACUGUGACUGCACUUUAAUUUCUGUUCACACGUAACUGUUUUUUAUCUGUAUAAAUGAAUACUGGUGAUGUUGCUGAGGCUAGCUGCUUUGUAUUCUCUUAUAUUGAAGUUUUUACUGUAAAGCAGUGUAGUUUUACAUUCAUUUGCUUGGCAGUGCAGUCGGUUUAAUAAACAGUAUUUGAGGCAAUUUGAGCCUCCACCACAUAAAA
Messenger RNA from Dicentrarchus labrax (European seabass), 4532 nucleotides. RefSeq names its product choline transporter-like protein 2. Gene Ontology annotation, molecular function: choline transmembrane transporter activity. The coding region runs from base 399 to 2591 and encodes 730 amino acids. Gene Ontology annotation, cellular component: membrane. The transcript has 22 exons. Gene Ontology annotation, biological process: transmembrane transport; choline transport. The record is from RefSeq and is a predicted model, not a curated record. NCBI's taxonomy places the organism in Eukaryota, Metazoa, Chordata, Actinopteri, Moronidae.